AUGGAGAGAGGGGUUAGGGGGAGAGAAGGGGAUGAAGAAAGCACUGUCAUGCGUGUGUACCAACAGCCCACGCCACUGCACCGCCACGGGACCCCUCGCGGCGGCCGCGCCGCCUCCGCCCGCAGCCCAGCGAAGUUCCGAGGAGUCGACGGCUCCGCGGAGCAGACAAAUCCCGGCGCCCGCCCUGCGCGAGCGAGCGCCGGGAAAAGCUACCCCGGCCAGCAGCUACCGCCCGGCUCCAAGCGCCCUGCGGACUCGUCAGGGAGCCCCGGCCGCGCGCGCCCACGCGGGCAACUUUCGCCCCGCGCCGCCACCCGCCACCCGGGACCCGGGAACCGGACCAGGACCGGCCCACACGGCCCCACCCGCAGCAGCCGCGACGACGCCAGGCCGGGCCGGCUGAGCCCAGCGCGCACGGGCAGAGGCGCCUCACCUCAGGCGCGGCCGCCAGCGGCGUCGGGUCGUUCCGGAGCCUGUCCGCCCGUCCGGCGUCAGUGGUGGCGGCCGCGCAUCAGCCGCCGGCGGCCGAGGGCCGGUGAGCGCGCAGACAGGGGGCGGCGAGGCCGGGAGCACGGCGAGAGAAGCGACGCGGCGGGCCCGGAUCGGUCUGCGCCCUCCUCCCGGGGCCUUCUACCGCCGCCGCUGGCCGGAGAGUCGCCGCCCGGACCGCUGCUGCCGCCACCGAUGCAGCCGGGAAUGAAUGCACAGCGACGCCUCGCUUAUCCGGAGGUCAAACAUCCUUCUGCCUCGAGCAUCCGGAUCGGCGCCGGACCCGGAAGUGAACACACGGGGAAAAAAAAUAAAAGAGGAAAGCGCCUCUCUAGCGGCGGCGGUGGCGGUGGCUGCAUCGGCCCCCCAUUGCCCGCAGCAGCGAAAAGAGCCGAGCCCAGCCGAAGAUUACAUCGACCUGUUUGGAUUGGUCAGAUCACCAACAGGAAGGCAGGCAGCGUGCUCAUUGGCUGGCGCGGCUUCUAAAAGGCCAAGCCUCACCCACUCCCCGCCUUCGCGCUGGUAGCUCCUGAGGCUGAGCGGGCUGCGGUCAUAGGUGCAAAUGUUAUUCCGGACAAGUUUAAGGGAGAGGCAGCUUAGCAAAUUCUCUGGAGGGUGCUGGAGACAACGCUUCCAUGGGUUAAGAGAGCUAAGAAUUCAGUGGGCAAAUAACCUUAAGGGCACCAUUGGUGCCAAAUUUAAGUGCCUGGCCUUCCGCAGGUGCCAAGGGAUCUUAGGGCCCCGACUGGAAGAAUGACAUCACUAGGUUGACAUUUUCUCCUACUUCUUUCUCACCCCAGUGCUGUAUCACAGAGUCGAGUGCUUAGAAAAACUAACAGUAGAUUCGAUUUGCAUCGUGAUUGCUGUCUGUGAAGAGCGCCAUUCACGCCAUUCACGAGACCUGAAUUUUGGCAUCUUUUAAUCAAGAUUGGCUGUCUGAAGAAUGUUGUUUCAUAAUAAAGGGAAGUUAGCUAAGGCUGUUAUUUUUUCUUUAAUGGUUUCAAUAAUAGCUUAAAUUCUGGGUAAUAUGUGACUCUGAUGAACAUAGCAAUUAAUCCCUAUUCCAUUUUCCCUCCCCUUGUUUUCUCCUGACCCCCAUAAUUGUGUCUUCCUAUAUCCACCUCAAGACCAAUCCAAAUUCAUGAGCCAAAUCUAAAUACAACUAAGUGUUUUUUCAGGGCCAGUCCUGAGAAAUCACGAAGUCUUCUGGCUGAAGAUUUGGAGGGCCAAGUAUGAGGUCUGCCUUACAGGUGGAUGUCAAGCUCUGCCACUUACCUGUCUCUAAAUGUUUUCCUGGCUAUAGCCAGGAUUCUCCUUUGGUCACCUCUCCUAAUUAAAGCUGUAUAUUUUCCAUACCACUGUAAAUAAGGUACAAACUUUAAGCUUGGUUCGGAAAUUUUGUCACUAGCUCCAUUUCUGACUAGAUCUGACUUCUCCGGAUAAGGUCCUACUAUGAUGGAUUAUUUUCAGACUACUGAAUAGCAUCAUUAUCCACUGACCAGGAUUACUGGGUUACUCUAUCCUUCUGCUAGCUAGGACUGCACUGCUGCUGAUGCUUGUCUAAGCCCUGUCUGACCUUCAUGUGCCCUUUGAACAGUAAAUAGGGAAGUCAGCCUCUUUGUCUAAUUAUGUUUCUUUAAUCUCUGUCAUAUUUGAUCAGGCUUGGUCUUAACUGCAUCAUUCUUUUCACCAACUUGUACUGCUGAAUUCCUGGCAUGUCAUCAUCCUCCAAUUUAAUCCUAUUAUAGUAUUGAUUCUAUAUCUGAUUGAACAAAAUCACAAAGUCAACAGAAGUUAAAAUUGAUGCAAGAGUAGCCCUCACUUCUAGUUGCUCUGUUUCACUGCUGUAAUUAGGAUUAUGCUCCUCUUCAGGAUCUGUAAUUCUUCCUUGCACAAGUUUUUAAGUAGUCUAAACUUCAGUUCGUCUAUAAAAUUGGACUUUAAUACCUAUAUCAUAUUUGAUAUCAAAAAGGUUAAAUGCAAUAAUGUGUCAGUAAUAUAUUUUAAUAUUUCAUAUGUAAUAAGCACUAAAUAACUGUUGUUAGAUACUGUCUGAUCCUUAGGAACUUGUAUUUUUCAAUCCAACAUGGGUAAUAAUCAGAAGUUGAAAAUGUCAAUUAUCAAGUUAUUGUCCAACUUUAAGAAUCUACAGCUUGGGGCUGGGGAUUUAGCUCAGCGGCAUAAGUGCCUACCUUGCAAGCAGGCAGUAGUGAGUUCGAUCCCUGGUACUGAUAAAAAAGACAAAAAAAAUAAAAGAGUCUACAGUUUAGAACUGGAUUUAUAACCCUAAGGUAAAACAUUUUUUAUUUGAUUCAGGCCCUAUUAUUCUUCUUUUUACCAACUGUCUAUGGACAUUUAUGGGAUACUGGCUAUCCAUUGUCUGUUUAUAAUUUCCUAGUAGAUUUCUACUUAGAUUUCUUCUAGUUGAAUUUUUGCUGCCUCGCUCUAUUCAGUGGCCAGAGUCCCUGUUUUCAGUAAGGGUGUUAUAGAUGAGGGAUGAUCUAUGGGGAAUACAGUGCCCAAACAAUGCCCACUGAAUACUUUUUCUCUAGAUUUGAAUCUUGAACAGAGGAACAUGGAAACUAAAAACAGAAGGGCACUCCAUCUGAAAAGCAGUUCUCUGGUCACACAGUUCCUGCCACAAAACAGCGGUGAUUAUCCUACUUCUCCAUCUCUGGAGAAUGUUGGCUUCUGUCUAGACCAUGUUUUCCAACUUCCGUCAAUUCUGCGAGACCCUCGUCCCAGCUCCUUUCACUAAACUCCAUUUUGCUUGCAAUACGCAGACUGUAUUUUCAUUCCUGGCCUUUAUUCCAACUCUCCUCUGUGCCUCCCAAGUAGCCUUUCCUUGAGUGAUCCAGGUGAACACAGUUCAAAGUCUUAGUUCAGCCUUGGUUCAUUUCUUCAGCUUCUCUCUAAUAUAAUCUUUAUCUCGUCGUGAGGCUCUCUGACUUCAAGCUUGUGUUCUCCUUAUUGACAAAGCUGGUCAUGCCCUGCAAAGCCUUGUAUUUCAGUGCAGCUGCCUCCUGUCACCAGGCAGCUCUACCUCAGCUUCUUGCUGAAACCCUGCCAAUUUCAGACCUAACCCUGUGGACUGUGACUUAAUGCUUUGUAGUCUGCCAGUUUAGGUGACCUGAUCUAACUGGGAAGAAAUUUCAACCAAAUGCCAACUCUUGCUGCUUUCUAGAAUGAUUAUUUUUGUAUACAUUAGUGUAUAUUUGUCAGUUGAUAUAAUAACAGCCAAUAUAGUCCCGUAUCCCUUUUCUUAUACAUAAAUUAUUCUCUUCUGAUCCUGCUGACCCAGUUUGCAAAGAAAUAUCAACUGAUCUCUUUGCAAUGGAAUAAAUUUUCUGUGAAAAAGUUACUGUAGAUAUUUGAGUACUUGGUGAUGGGGUACAAUUUGUUUUUGCAAGCUUCUUAAAUCAAUUCCGUAUUUGUAAUGUUAAAGACAAUACAGUUGUGGAGUAUUUGUACUGUGAACCAAAGAUGCAGUCCUCAGGUUUCUUCUGUAUGUCUUUAAAUCAGACAUUAACACCUCACUGGAAAUUUAUCAGUGUUGUUAAACAUGCUACUCAAUAGAACCAUAAUCAAAGAUCUAGGAACAAAGCUAGAUUUAGAAUUCUUUUCCAUGUAUCAUAAAAGCUACUUUGUUUGAUUAUAUGAUAAUAAAUGUAAUAUAUUAAAUCAACAAACUAAAACACUUGCCAAAGCAAUAAAAAUAAUUACGUAACAGACACUAGGAUUAUGAUUGGUAAAGGAAAGGACAAUAAUUCUGAAAAUAUAAAGUGAUUUUUAAAGGUUAUGAUUCUUAGAGACUUUAAAAUGCAAUUUUUUAUCCUAAUAUAUAUACAAAGACAAAAAAUUAUAAAAAAAUUUUUUGACUUUUCAUUAGUUAUUUUAUUGAUAGUAGUGUUCACGCUGCUUUUCUGAGUUAAUUAUAUCUGUAAUGUGGGAUAAAACAGAAUAAUUCUGGUGUAUUCUAACUGUGCUAUCUGUGAUAUUAAUACAAAUGAAACAGAUCAACUAACAGUCUAUAGUCUUAAAUUUGAGUCGAAAGUAUCAUCAUGAACUCACACAUAUUUUGUAACUCAGUCCACCCUGAAAGACCCAAAAGGAAGCCUGACUCAGUUCCUAUAACACAUUCUCCCAAACUUUGUGGCCUAGAGUAAAAAUUUAUUAUUUUAUAGGUCUAGAGGUCUAAAGUCCAAAAUGAUUCUUACUGGUUUAAAAUCCAGGCACUAGCAACACUGUGUUCAUCUUGGAGGAUCUAGGGGAGAAUUCAUUUGCUAUGGUUUUCCAGCUUCUAGAAUCUGCAUUCCUGUAUUCAUCUUCAGAGCCAGUAUCACACCAUUCCAAAUUCUGUUUCUGUCAUCAUAACUUCUCUAACUCUGUGUCUCCUACCUCCCUCUUGGGCUUACCAGGAUGCUCGUGAUUAUGCUGAAUCCACAAGGAUAAUCCAGGAUAAUCUGUCUCAAAAUCCUUAAUUUAAGGCUAAAUUCCCUUUCCCAUUACUAUGAGAGAGAAUACUUGCACAGUUUCUGAGGGUUAAAAUGUGUACACCUUUGGGGAAUUAUUCUACCCACCACAGCUUCCAAGUAAAGUUGAAUGGUUUUAGAUUUUAAAAAGGGGGUAGAGUCUGACCCCAAUUGCUAAGAAAAGACCUAAUAUCAUACAAAUGUCACAUCUGGCGCUUAGAAUAAUUUAACUACUGUUGCAUAGUAGCUUUGUAUUAUGGUAAAUGGGGAUGCAGUAAAAUUAUCAACUUCUGAGUAUCUAGGUAAAGAAUGUCAGGCAUUUUCUAGAUAACAUCUCUCUUAAUGAUCAUAGGUAUCCCUUUUCCCUUUUCAUAGAUAAGAAAAGUAAAGCUCAGAGUUUAGGCAAAGUGUUCAGGUCAUCCAACUAAUAAGUAACGUAACUAGAAUUAUGCAUAAAGUGUGCCUGACUCCACAUUCUUUACAUUUAUGCUACUUUUUCAUGAUGUGAAUAAGAAGACUCUGGAAUGUACUAUUAAACUGAGGGAUGACUUAUACAAUCACUCUGCUAGGCUGAACCUGUUCAGGCAAAAGAAGAAAGUGAGAAAAGAAGAGAAGAAAAAGAAGGUUCUGAACUUAGUGACCAAGCAAGCUAAAUUUGAACAACUGCAAAUGUAAUAUGUGGGAGAGCAUUAUGAAAGGAAGCUGAAGGAAAACUCUUUAAGACUUUUCCUAAACUCAUUUCAAGAUUAUAGUACCUGCAGGCAGCACCAGUCAGAGAAUUGCUAUGGUUUAUGGCCCAGAAAAUUUUAAUCAAUUCUUAUCCAAAGAAUGACAGAUUCUUUAAGCCAAGAUAAAGACAUUUUUUUUUCCUCCCAUGACACUAGGAAUCGAAUCCAGGGCUUUGCAUCGAGCUGGAUCCACAGAUGCUCCCUUUUAAUUUCAAAACGCUCUUUCUAAGUCACUAAUUUGCCUAGCUGUGGUUGAACACAUGAUCUUUUUACCUCAACCUGCCAGACUACUAGAAUUACGAGCAUGUGCCACCACACCCAGAAUACAUUCUGUGUAUAUACUUGGCUUUGUUAUAGUAUUGAUUUUUUUCCACCACAUAUGUAUACAGAUGGUAUUAAGAAUUGUUUUAGCAAAUAUUUUUCAACUUUUGACUGCUUACAACCCCAGGUACCUUUUUCAACUACUAUAUCCUUGAGACUUCAGUAGGAAGUUGUAUUGUUUAGAUAAGUAUUUGUUCUAACAUGUGCUAAUGAGGUUUAAUGUUGAUGAAAUGGUGUUAAUCUCCUGCCAUUACCUAGAAAAGAAGCGUUUGAGUAUAUAAUUUUAACCUAGCUUAUCACAUUAAACUUAAUGAAGAAACUAGUUGAAAGCAAUUUUGGAAGAUUUUCUAAAAAAUACAUUGUCCUUCUAUUUCUACAGAUGUUGUACUCUCAAAUUUAUGGUUAGAUUUAUUUGGAUAUAUAUGACCUACCUGAUUUUGUGUCUCCUCCACUCCCCCAACAAAUACUCCUUCAGUAGAUUUGCUGUACUACGCUUCCUUUCUGUAAUACUGCUUAUAUUAAGGAUCAUGAAAAGCAGCCCUACAAAGCUCAUUAUUUUAAAUAGUGUAGGAAUAUAUUUUAAGGACAAUAUUUAUGCUAUUGUACCAUAACUUUGAUAUGAGGACCCAAAGUGCAUAUGUCUUUUAAGUUGCAUAUCAGAACAUGUCCUUUUAAAAUAACUGGCUUAUUUUACUCUUGCAGGUAUCCUAAAUAAAUUUUUUUCUUUUUUGUUUUGUGAGAAAAUAAAAUUUCAUAACAAAAUAAGAGAAUACCAAUAGUUAAUACAGUGUGUCAUCUUCUAAGCAGUUACUCAGAGUAUAAGACAUUAAAAAAGAUCAACUUACAAAAAAGAAACAUAUCAGCAUAAAACUUUUCAGCAGACAAAGAAAAUAGCACUGUAAAUGAAAUGAAGAAACGUAUAAAUUAAAAUAUUUUUGAAAUAGUGGGAUAGGUAAAUUGGAGAACUACCUAAACCUCUCCAGACUUCCGGUUUCCCUUCUUCCAUUUUUCUCCUUAUUUGCAUAUAGAUAUAUUUCUCAUGUAAGAGAAACUAUGCGAUAUUUAAACUUACCUGUGACUUAUUUCAUUUAACAUUAUGUUCUCAAAUUGCAUCCAUUUACCUAUGAAUUUCUUAAGGGUAUCUUUUUUAUGGCAGAGUGGUUGUCCAUUGUUUAUAAAAACCACAUUUUCUUUGUCCAUUCAUUUAUUGGGUUUCUAAAUCUAACUAUUGUAAAUUGUGUUGUUAUAAACAUGGAUGUGCAUGUAUCAUUGUUUAUAUGAUAAUUUUAAUUCUUUUAGAAAGAUACCUAGCAAAGGGCUUGCUGGGUUAAACUGAAUUUCUAUUUUUAGUUUUUUGAGAACUUUCCAUGAUGAUUUUGAUAGUGGUUGCAUUGGUAUAUAUUCCUUCCAACAAUGUAGAAGCGUUCCUCUUUCCCUACAUCCUCAUCAGCAUUUGUUAUUGUCAUAUUUUUUUGUGAUAACCAUUCUUUCUGGGUUAAGAUGGUAGUUUAAAAUGGUUUUAAUUUGAAUAUCUUUAAUAGCCUGUGAUGUUGAACAUUUAUUCAUAUAUUUAUUGGCCAUUUGUACUUCUGAGAAGGUCAUUUAAUGAUUAUUUUUGCUCAUGAUGCUAAUUGCUAGGAAGCCUAGAGCUAACUUUGUGGCCUAUCUGUAGAUAAUUACUGUACCUGAUGACAUGCAUUUUAGUUAAUCACCUCUGCUAUGAUCUUCUGUUAUGUAGUCUAAUUCUCCUGCAACUUUAUUUUUAUCUUGUUAUGAUAUGGGUAUUUUUAAUAAACUAUCUUGAUUGUUUUAA
Messenger RNA from Cavia porcellus (domestic guinea pig), 7823 nucleotides. RefSeq names its product collagen alpha-1(I) chain-like. The transcript is spliced from 3 exons. Bases 1 to 975 code for a protein of 324 amino acids. The record is from RefSeq and is a predicted model, not a curated record. Lineage: Eukaryota; Metazoa; Chordata; Mammalia; Rodentia; Caviidae.